This is a messenger RNA of Soboliphyme baturini, 305 nucleotides long. The record is from the annotation of a GenBank genome assembly. NCBI's taxonomy places the organism in Eukaryota, Metazoa, Nematoda, Enoplea, Dioctophymatida, Soboliphymatidae.
AUGUUGAUGAGAUACUCGGUUCAGGGUAAAGAAACAAUGCAGUCGGCUGCCGAAUACGUCGAAAAUCUGGUGAAGAACAACAAAGUUGUAGUUUUCACACGAGCAACUUGCCCUUUUUGUAAGAAAGCGCUGGCAUUGCUGAAUUCCUAUCAUCUGCCCGCCGGUGACAUCAAGAAUGUGGAAGUACCUAAAAUCUCAGAUUCCGAAGCCGUUAUGACCUAUAUACUUGAAAAGACUGGUGCUCGAUCGGUAAUUAACGGCAAAUUUAUCGCGUUUAAUUGCAUAUUUUUUGAUUUCUCAUGAUU